UCUCAGAACGAAGGCGGCGGCGGCGGAGCGAGGGCCCGCGGGAGAGCGGCGGCGGAGGAGGAGCGGAGGUCCCCGGCGAGGGUGAUGGGGCGUGCGGCCCGCGGGCUUCCCCCUCGCCCCCUUCGUCGCCAUGAUGUUGUUGAGCCGGAAGCCGGAGGGGCCCCUCGCCGCAGGUUUGGAGAUGGCUUGUAUGAUUCCUACAUGAGAAUAGAUCAGAUUAGAUAUUCAGAUCCUACAAAUGAAGAAUGCACUCCUUCUGGACUUCCUUCACUGGGGAGAGCUAAUGUAGCUACUAACAUAAUCACAAUGAAGGAUCAUCCUUUGACUGGAAGCCAAGUCAAAGUUGAACAGUUAUUUGAAGACUCUGGUAACAGAAGGAGUAGUACUCUUCAGUCCUCUGGCAUAAAUGGCUCCGAAAGGUCUUUUCCAAGUCCAGCGAAAGAUAAAAGUAUUGACAGUAUAACUGUAUCCAAAAACAGUGGCAGUUCAACAAAAGCACAUAAAACUGGUAGUCAGUCUCCAGAUCAAGCCCUGAAGCAACACAAACAGCAGUUAACAGUCUAUGAGCAACAAGAAAUACUUAACUUCCCGGAAAUUUAUUUUGUGGGUCCAAAUGCAAAGAAAAGGCAAGGAGUCAUUGGUGGUCCAAACAAUGGGGGAUAUGAUGACGAACAAGGCAGCUACAUCCACGUGCCUCAUGACCAUCUUGCCUACCGAUAUGAAGUACUUAAAAUAAUUGGAAAAGGCAGUUUUGGCCAAGUAGCUAAAGUUUUUGACCAUAAACACCACCAGCAUUUGGCCUUGAAGAUGGUAAGAAAUGAAAAGAGGUUUCACAGGCAAGCAGCAGAAGAAAUACGGAUUUUGGAGCAUCUCAAAAAACAAGAUAAGAUGGGUAGCAUGAAUGUCAUUCACAUGCUAGAGAGUUUUACCUUUCGAAAUCACAUAUGUAUGACCUUUGAACUCUUGAGCAUGAAUCUAUAUGAACUGAUCAAAAGAAAUAAGUUUCAAGGCUUCAGUUUACAGCUUGUACGCAAAUUUGCCCAUUCUAUAUUGCAAUGUCUAGAGGGUCUUUGUAAAAACAAAAUCAUACAUUGUGACUUGAAACCUGAAAAUAUUCUUCUAAAACAGCAAGGACGAAGUGGCAUCAAAGUAAUUGAUUUUGGAUCCAGCUGUUUUGAGCACCAAAGAGUCUAUACUUAUAUACAGUCUCGAUUCUACAGAGCCCCAGAAGUCAUUCUGGGAAGUCGCUAUGGGAUGCCCAUAGACAUGUGGAGUUUUGGUUGCAUUCUUGUGGAACUGUUGACUGGUUACCCACUCUUUCCAGGAGAGGACGAGGGGGAUCAGCUAGCUUGUAUGAUGGAGCUACUUGGGAUGCCUCCUCAGAAACUUCUGGACCAGUCCAAGCGAGCCAAAAACUUCAUUAAUUCUAAAGGUCAUCCUCGCUAUUGCACUCUGACCACACAGCCAGAUGGGAAGGUGACUCUUAAUGGCAGCAGAUCGCGUAGGGGUAAAAUGCGAAGUGCUCCGGGUAACAAGGACUGGGUUACAGCUCUGAAAGGCUGCGAUGACCCCUUGUUUAUAGAGUUCUUAAAAGAAUGUCUUAAUUGGGAUCCUUCUGCACGAAUGACUCCGAGCCAAGCUUUAAGACAUCCUUGGAUUUGUAAACGAGUACCUAAGCCACCCAGCACAGAUAAAACAUCAGGCAAGCGGAUUGCUCAUUAUACAAGCUCUUUCCCAGGGCUAGGUUCCAGAUUGCCCCCAGUAAUUGGGGUAGCCAACAAACUGCGAGCUAAUCUAAUGUCCGACACAAAUGCCAAUAUACCUCUAUGUACUGUCCUACCCAAAUUGGUCAGCUAAUAGAGAAUUACAUAUUCCCAGAAUACAUAUGCUGUGUUUUUAAUUAUCUCCAUUAAAUAAAAAAGAAGAUGAAAUGCAAAGGGUGGGGGGUGGGGGCGGAGGACUGAAAAUAAUUUUUAUUGAACAGUAUAUCUUGUAUAAAAAACUGAAUCAGAAAUAAGCAUUUUAAGGGCUAUGAUUGUUUUAUCAAGUCAUUUCAGCUGGAAUGUAGUGCUUGUUACAUCACUUCUGGUAGGUCAGCACAUUUGUUUUGUUCAAAGAGGUUAUGCACUGUGUAACAGAUGGAUUUUAUAGCACCGUUGUAAUAAAACUCAAAAACCA
Anolis sagrei ordinatus is the source of this 2178-nucleotide messenger RNA. RefSeq names its product dual specificity tyrosine phosphorylation regulated kinase 3 (gene DYRK3). NCBI's taxonomy places the organism in Eukaryota, Metazoa, Chordata, Lepidosauria, Squamata, Anolidae. Gene Ontology annotation, biological process: peptidyl-threonine phosphorylation; peptidyl-serine phosphorylation; positive regulation of cell cycle G2/M phase transition. Gene Ontology annotation, molecular function: protein serine/threonine/tyrosine kinase activity; ATP binding; protein serine/threonine kinase activity. Gene Ontology annotation, cellular component: cytoplasm; cytoskeleton; nucleus. The record is from RefSeq and is a predicted model, not a curated record.